Cylas formicarius (sweet potato weevil) is the source of this 2889-nucleotide messenger RNA. Its product is annotated as solute carrier family 12 member 8. Gene Ontology annotation, cellular component: membrane. The coding region runs from base 270 to 2231 and encodes 653 amino acids. Gene Ontology annotation, molecular function: potassium:chloride symporter activity. NCBI's taxonomy places the organism in Eukaryota, Metazoa, Arthropoda, Insecta, Coleoptera, Brentidae. The record is from RefSeq and is a predicted model, not a curated record. Gene Ontology annotation, biological process: chloride transmembrane transport; cell volume homeostasis; potassium ion homeostasis. The transcript has 9 exons.
UAAAGAAAUGACGUUGCCUAGGUGACGCAUCUGGUGUACCUAUCGACUUAAAACAAUAACAAAUCCCACUGAUACAUAGUUUCCCUUACAUUCGUUACGACGAGAUAAUGAAUUUGAGAUAAUAAUCAUUAAAAUGGCACAGCUAACAUAUGUAAACAAUUAAUUUAUUCAUUUAUUUCUUAAAAAUAGGUGUUGUAUAUUUUAACUCCUCAUAAUUUAGUUUGAACUAGCCUUAUGCUAGCUUUUAGCAAUUAGGAAGUAAUAUAAGCAUGGAAGGAAAUAGUAGGGAGUCAAACAGAAACAGGGAAAUAGAUUGGUCGAAAUUUGGUCUUGGUUCAGAAGCGGCACAAAGGGUCCGAGCUAAUACAAGUGGGUUUGUUGAUUUAUCCAGUGAGGGGCAUUAUGCAGCAGGGGGUCACCAAGCAUCUGGUGCGAAUGAGCUAUUCGCCGAGGAACAAGGCGAUGUUCCUUGGUGGAAAUCGAAUUUUUUUAUAUCUCAGCCUGUCUUAUUUGGCACAUGGGAUGGAGUGUUCACUUCUUGUUUAAUAAAUAUUUUCGGAGUUAUAGUCUUUUUAAGAUCAGGCUGGAUUGUUAGCCAAGCUGGGGUCAUUAGUGCCGUGUUAAUUGUCCUUUCAACAGUGAUGACAGCUUUAAUAUCAGUAUUAUCAGCAGUAGGAAUUUGUGAAAGAUGUAGGAUUGAGAGCGGAGGAGUCUAUUUUGUUCUGGGACAUGUACUUGGAUCUAGAUUUGGGGGCUCUUUGGGAUUGUUAUAUUGUUUUGGUCAGGCUGUAGGUUGUGCAUUAAAUGUUUUGGGUUUUGGUGAAUCCAUGGCUGAGCUCAUUGGUUUAGGAGAUUCAACAUGGGCAGUGAGAAUCAUUGCAAUAUUUGCAGUAUUACUACUUAGCAUCAUAAAUGUUGCUGGAGUUAAGUGGGUGAUUAAAUUACAAUUUAUUUUGUUACUUAUAUUGUUGUUGGCCGGUCUAGACUUUAUGGUAGGUAGCUUUGUUCAUACUGAUGAGGAACAUGGAUUUGAUGGUUGGAUAAGUGACAAUAUAGAAAAAAAUUUAUGGUCUGACUACAAAGAUAAAUACGGUUGGUUUACUGUCUUUGGAGUGUUUUUCCCAACUAUAACUGGUAUAUUAUCAGGAAUAAACAUGAGUGGAGACUUAAAGGCUCCUUCCACAAAUAUUCCAAAUGGAACUUUGUCUGCCAUAAGUUUUGCUACAUUUCUUUAUUUAGUUUUUAUUGUAUUUUUGGGAGCUACUUGCCAAAGAAAGUUCCUCCAGGAAGAUUUUAUGAUAGCCUCUAAAGUAUCUUUCUUUGGUGUCCUAUUUUUGGCUGGGCUAUAUGUUUCUUCCAUGUCAAGUUGCCUGGGCGCCAUGUAUGGAACACCCAGAGUGUUGCAAUCUAUUGCUUUGGAAAAUGUGAUUCCCGGCAUUGGAAUUUUAGGAAUGGGAAGAGGACCAAAUAAAGUACCUUUAUAUUCCAUGGCUGUUGUAGCCACUGUGACUUUCGCAUUUAUUUUAAUUGGAGAAAUCAACACAUUAGCUCCUAUAGUAACAAUGCCUUAUUUAUUAACAUACGCUUGUAUUGAUUACUCCUACUUUGCACUUGCACAAACUUUUGAUAUACAACAUCAGAGGGAACAGAGGUUUCAUAGGCCAAGAAUUCAGACUACUAUAAGUGUGGAUUCUGAUCAAAAUGAUUUGGAUAGACUUUUUCCCGAAAGGACUAGACAUAAAAUGUUAAGGGGCGAAUCUAGUUCCAAUUCCCCAAGCAGUCCCAGUGAUAACACAGAAACUACACCUAUAACACCCAGACCCCAUAUUCACUCAAAACAAAAGAACUGGUAUUCGAACUUGUGUAAUAGGUGGCUCUCUUUGAUAGGGGCGGCAAUCAAAAUCCUAAUUAUGUUUUUUGUUAGCUGGGUUUAUGCGAUCGUGUGUAUUAGCGUUGUUUUCUUGGUGUGGUUGUAUAUUGGUACAGCAAAUCCUGCGGUAAAACCCGGAUUAGCGUCAGAGUUCCAUUUUUUUAGAUGGAUGAAAAGUGUGAUUUUACGUUGCUGCGGAAAAAGGGUGACGGACUACGAGCAAAUUAUCGUAACACCUGUUCAUCCAGGCUUAGAUGUCGUCUCAGCUCAAUUAAACGAGGACAAUGAAGACUUUUCUAGUCGAAGGAGGUACCACCAAUCGGAAACUGUCACUGGCCAUAUGGUCGAUAUCGAUGACUAAAUAUCAUUACUAUAAAUGUUUUGACACCCUAUUACUUGUAUUUAUUUUUGCUUUGUUAAUACUCGCAAUUGUUGAUCAGCUAUUAGAUUAUUUACUAAAUUAUUUUGAGUAUAGGGUGUUAUAUUACAAAACGCUAACGAAUUCUAAAUUAUUCCGAUUAACAAGGACUUCCAACUGCCAAACUGUUUUUACAUAUAAAGGGCCACUUGAUUCCGUUCCUGGGAGACACGCAACGAAUUAGCCUCGCUUCGACCCUGCACAAAUACAAAUAUUCGCCGAUUUUUUUCAUGAAACAGCCUCAGUAAUACUUCUAAAAUACUUAUAUCGUUGGAUUAUUGUGGCGAUUUUUUAAUAUUUAUUUUGGUUUGAUUAAAUUUAGAUUGGGCGUCUGAACUUCCCAGGAACGGAUCCAGGACCGCUUCUAUAAAGGUAUUUCGUUAAAUUUGGAUGUGUUGGUACAAUCUUGCAAAUCCUCGUCAAGUGUGACGCGAUUAAUUUACAAGCCUAUGUUUACCGGGGCUUUCGUCAAUUUUGUACCCAUCCAUUUAAAUCUGGCGAACAUUAUAUGGUGACAGACACUUUGUAGUGUCGACCGAUAUAUGAAGCAAUGUAUUUUGUGACUACUAUUUCUAUAUUAAUAAAGAGUACAAAUAAUUAA